Molecule: messenger RNA, 1706 nt
Organism: Hemicordylus capensis (graceful crag lizard)
Lineage: Eukaryota; Metazoa; Chordata; Lepidosauria; Squamata; Cordylidae
Gene: SF3B6
Product: splicing factor 3b subunit 6
Exons: 4
Coding region: 153-530 (125 amino acids)
Cellular component (GO): ribonucleoprotein complex; cytoplasm; nucleus
Molecular function (GO): mRNA binding
Source: RefSeq, a predicted model, not a curated record
CCAAAGCGGAAGUUGAUGGCUUCUUUCCGGGAAUAGGAGCCUUAGGCGCAUGUGCAAGUGAAACGACGCCGCUCUCUGUCUUCGGAGGUGGCGGGCAUCGUUGGGGAGUUUCUUUUCACGUCUAACCGGAGAUCCCCCCAUCGGCCGUCGCCAUGGCGAUGCAAGCGGCGAAACGCGCCAACAUUCGUCUGCCCCCCGAAGUCAAUCGAAUCUUGUAUAUCAGAAACUUGCCGUAUAAGAUCACAGCUGAAGAAAUGUAUGACAUUUUUGGAAAAUAUGGACCUAUUCGACAAAUCAGAGUAGGAAACACUCCUGAGACUAGAGGAACAGCCUAUGUUGUCUAUGAAGAUAUUUUUGAUGCCAAAAAUGCCUGUGAUCAUCUGUCAGGAUUCAACGUGUGCAACAGAUACCUUGUUGUCUUGUACUAUAAUGCAAACAGGGCAUUCCAAAAAAUGGAUACAAAGAAGAAGGAAGAACAACUCAAACUUCUGAAGGAGAAAUACGGAAUAAACACAGAUCCACCAAAAUAAGAUUCUUGAGCUUUGUGAAGAAGUAGCUCUUUUGGACAGUGUGUUUUAAUCCCAUCUAUGUUUAUAAGCUAAAUUUACCCAAAAAGGUUUAUCUAAUUCAAAGCAUUGGUAUUGGUAUUUUUAGUUCUUAAAUAUAGUUCCAGAUUCAGAAGAACUAGUCACUGCUGUAUACUUACAAUAUCAGUUUCCAAUUGGCACUUUAAAUUUGAGUGAUGAUUGCAUUGUAUGGUAUCUGCUCAUACGUUUCGAUAGUUCAGGGGCUUAUACAUAACUUUAUGCAUCAUUAAUGUAAACAUCCAUUUUGAUCAAGGGAACAUGUACAGUAUUUUGGGGUCAAAUGUACAUAAUCUGUUAGUAAACAUUUUUUAAAGUUUGUGUUUGUUUUCUCUCAAAUGUAUCUAUGUAAUUUGCCUUUUCCAAAUGAUGUGCUGUAAUAUGAGACAUACAUCGAGUGUGUUGUGAACAAAAUAAUUUCAGGUUAAUAGAAAUGAAGUGUGGAAGUAGGAAAGGAACCUUGUUCAUCUUUACAUCCAUUUCAGUUUAAUAAUACUAUCGUCUGCAGUUGGGGUUGUGGCCUCCUAGCUGGCUCAAUACUGUUGUAUUGUUAAGAAUUCUGUUGCUGAGUGGAGCCAGGUGCAUUUAAUGCUGGCUGCAGUGGUCCAGUUCCUUGCCCUCUUCUCUGUUUGUGGCACUAUCAAGUCUAUGCCUACAAUACUGUAUCAGGGUAAGCUAGAAGUGCCUUGCUGCUCCCCGCAAUGGAGCUCAUAAACAUAAAGGAGCUGUGGAGUAGUUGGAUGUAGCAAGCCGUGGAAUCAGUUUAGUACAGUCAUUUAAAAAUAAAUAAAUUAGUGUUUCAAUUUUGCUGUUCUAAUUUUUCUAAAUAGGCAUAAUCAUUGUAGCCCAUCCCUUAAAUAUUAAGGGAUUAGUAUAUAUUAUAUAUCUCCUUUUUUGUUAAAAACAACUAGCUUUUUGAUUAUUGAAAUGUUCUUAUUUUCAGUGUGAGUGUGUGAGAGAGAGCGUGACCAUAAGUGGAGGAAAUGAUCCAUUGUUCUGCUUUCUAAAUGUAUUCAACUACUUCUCAGACUGGAUUGAUUUGUUGGGUGUUCCUGUUUGCUGCUUUUGCCCCUUUUUAAAAAUCAUUUUUGUUUAUUAAAAAAUAAAAAUAGCAUGUAUACA